Molecule: messenger RNA, 1134 nt
Organism: Meloidogyne enterolobii
Lineage: Eukaryota; Metazoa; Nematoda; Chromadorea; Rhabditida; Meloidogynidae
Source: the annotation of a GenBank genome assembly
GUACGUGCUGGAAUUUCAAUGGUUCCUUAUUUGUCUGUUGGUUUUUUGUUUAUGGUGGCUUGCUCAGUAUUUUUUGUAUUAAAUCGUGCCAUUUAUAUGCAUCAAAAUAGUCCUCCAAAAAUAUUUUUGGCUAUAGCAAUUUGUUUUUUGCCUUUUAUGUCUUGUGCCACAGCACUCGGUUUAAUGUUUAUUUGUGGAUUGAGAUUUGCUUCAAUUUUGUGUGUUAUCCCUUUUUUAGUUCUUUCAAUAGGCGUUGAUUCUUCUUAUUUAAUGAAUCAUGAAUGGCAAAGUGUUAUUAAACAUUGCCGUGAACAACCAAAUAGAAAAAAUUUAAAUGUUGGUUAUCGAGUAUCUCAAGUUCUCUCAGAAGUUGGGCCAGCUAUAUUAAUUUCAAUGUUAACCAAUGUGUUUGCUGAUGGAAUAGGUGCCAUUACAUCCUCCCCAGAAAUAACACUUUUAUGUGUUGGAAAUUUAAUUUCGAUGAUUAUUGCUUUUAUUUAUCAAAUGACUUGUUAUGCUGGUUUAAUGUCUCUUGUAGGUAGAUAUGAAAUUGCUUUAGAAAAACGCGAAAGAAGGGAAAUACAAGAAAGUAUAAGGAAAGCAAUUUCUAAUGGUUCUUCUCAAAUUGGAAUUAAUAAUAAUAUUAAUAAUGGCGAAUUAGGCUACGGAAAACAUCAAUCUUUAAAUAGACAACAAAGCAAAUUUCACGAACAUACAAAACAUUAUAUUAGCAAAACAAUAACUUUUUACAUAAAAGUAAUAUCAAAGCGUGUAGUUGCUUUGUUUGUUAUUUUUAUUUAUUUUGUUUAUAUUGGCUUCUCAAUUUGGGGAAUAACUAGAAUGAAUAUAAAUUUAACUACACAAAAAUUAUUUGCAGAAGAUUCUCCUUUAUUACAAUUGGAUAAAUUACGUGUUAAAUAUCAAGUACCUCAUUUUAUGAUGGCCACAGUUUUUAUUUGUGCACCAAAAAAUUUAAGCAAUCCUGAGCGGCUUGAAAAAAUGAAUAAUUUUGUUAGAGAAAUGGAACAACUAAAUGGAACUUGGGGCCGUUCUUGGGGAACUAUUGGCACUCAAUACUUUGUUAGAGAUUUUAUUACUUUCGAGAAAAAUUUUGGAGGCAGGCAAAAAUUUUAA